Messenger RNA from Anoplophora glabripennis (Asian longhorned beetle), 1484 nucleotides. Its product is annotated as hsc70-interacting protein. Gene Ontology annotation, molecular function: Hsp70 protein binding; protein dimerization activity. The coding region runs from base 133 to 1326 and encodes 397 amino acids. The record is from RefSeq and is a predicted model, not a curated record. The transcript has 2 exons. NCBI's taxonomy places the organism in Eukaryota, Metazoa, Arthropoda, Insecta, Coleoptera, Cerambycidae.
CCAUCUAACUGCUUAACUAAUGCGUUGAGUGACACUACAAAAGUGAAAUAUUUUUUGUUUACAAGUUGUGCUAGUUUCUAGAGUUUUCUCUGUAUCCAUUACUGUUGUGAAGAGGCAAGAAAAAUAACAAAAAUGAGUUGCCCAAUAAACAAAGAAGCCCUUGAUAAAUUAAAACAGUUUAUUACAAUUUGCAAGUCAAAUCCUGCCAUACUACAUUUGCCUGAUUUAUCAUUUUUUAAAGAAUUUGUUGAAUCGCUCGGUGGUAAGUUGCCAGAAGCGCCUAAAAUGUCGGAAGGCCCCAAAGUCGAACCAAAAGAAGAGCCUGAGGAAAUUCCGGAUGCACCUACCGAAUCAGACCCAGAGUCUGAACUAGAAUUUGACAUGACGGGUUGCGUAGAGCCAGAUAAACUUGAUGAUAAUCAAAAAAUGGGUGAUCCUUCUAAAGAAUUGUCGGAAGAGGAUACUGACAAAGCCGAUGAGAAACGAAUGGAAGCAAUGUCCCAAUUAUCCGAAGGAAAUAUCGAAAAAGCUAUUGAAUUAUUUACAGAAGCCAUUGAGCUUAACCCCAACAGUGCACUCCUGUUUUCUAAACGAGGUCAAGCAUAUUUAAAACUAACCAAGCCAAACGCUUGUAUCAGAGAUUGCACUAGAGCCUUAGAAAUAAAUUGUGAUUCAGCAGCGGCUUAUAAAUUUCGCGGUAGAGCUUACAGACUGCUGGGUGAAUGGGAGCUAGCCGCUAAGGACUUACGUCAAGCCUGCAACAUUGAUUUGGACGAGCAAAUCGAUGAGUGGCUAAAAGAAGUUACGCCUAAUGCAAAGAAAAUCGAGGAACAUUUGCUGAAGAAAGAACGCAAGAAAAAAGAAAGAGAAGAAAGGGACAGAAUGGAGAGGAUUCGUAUAGCUAGGGAGGCUCACUCAAAAGCCGCGACUCACGAUAAAGCUGACGAAGACAUACCAACCGCUCCUGGAGAGGGAGGGGCCGGUAUGCCUGGCAUGGGGGACUUCUAUAAGUUGUUGCAAGAUCCUGAAAUUAUGACCGCUUUCCAGGAUCCAGAAGUGGCCCAAGCAUUCCAGGAUAUCUCGGUGAAUCCCGCGAAUUUCGUGAAAUACCAGUCAAAUCCCAAAAUAAUGGCGCUAGUAACAAAAUUGUCCAGCAAAUUUGCAGGGUCCGGAAUGAACUUCCCAGGGUUCCCCGGGACCGGAACUUCUGCAGGAGCCGCGCCUGGAUUUAUGGGUUUCCCAGGUGGCUUCGGCGGCGCGGGCUCGGGAAGCAACCCCCCACAGCCACCACCAACGAAACCAUCCGACGACGAUAAUUUAGACUAGUUGAAAUUGUUCAUCACUUUUUAACAAUUUCAAUUUUCUUUUUUGUAACGGUACAAUUAAGGCUGAUAGUUCUAGUUAAACCUACUAAUAUUUCGCCAUUUUAUUUGGUUUGGUAAUUACUUCAUUUUAUAUUUACGUUAAUAAAAAAUUCAAGUGCU